Mugil cephalus (flathead mullet) is the source of this 4971-nucleotide messenger RNA. It is a transcript of the gene ktn1, whose product is annotated as kinectin 1. The coding region runs from base 163 to 3999 and encodes 1278 amino acids. NCBI's taxonomy places the organism in Eukaryota, Metazoa, Chordata, Actinopteri, Mugiliformes, Mugilidae. Gene Ontology annotation, molecular function: kinesin binding. The record is from RefSeq and is a predicted model, not a curated record. The transcript has 36 exons. Gene Ontology annotation, cellular component: endoplasmic reticulum membrane. Gene Ontology annotation, biological process: protein transport; microtubule-based movement.
GCUAUGACCCGCCCCCUCAUACACACAUAGCACAGAUAGCGCAGCAAGAGAGCCAGGCUGGAGCUGGACCUGGAGCUGGAGCUGGACUUGGGAAGUCAGGAGUCAACGCAGAACAACGCAAUUUCGCCACAAGCUAAGACGACAGCUAACUGACGCUACAGAAUGGCGGUGGAUAUCUACGACUCUCAGUACCUCCUCAUCCUAGCCCCUUCCCUGGUCAUCGCCCUCAUGUUCCUCUUCUUCUGGCUCUUCAUGAAGGAAACCUCCUACGACGAGGUGCUGGCCCGGCAGAAACGUGACCUCAAGCUGCCACCAAGCAAGCCAGACCCCCGUAAGAAGAACGAAAAGAAGAAGAGCAAGAAGAAGGAGAGCGCCAGCGGAGGAAGCGGUGGAGGUGGCGGGGGCGGAGGAGAGUCGGAAGAGGACCUGCGGGAUUUCGAUGUGGCUGAUGUUGCCAACAGUUCCACUCUGGAGGUAGAAGAGGAACCUGCACCAGUGGCUACGCCCGAACCUUCACCGCCAACGCCUACUCCUGCUCCCUAUGUGCCUGUUUCAGUGUCACCAGAAGCUCCUGCUGGUCUGAGGGAGAGAAAGAAGAAGGAGAAAAAGGCUGCCAAGGCUGCUGCUGCUGCCGCUGCCGCCGCCGCCGCCUCUGCCUCUGCCUCUGCAGCUUCUCCCUCCGAGGAGCCAGAAGUGAACGGCUCUAAGCCUGUCAGCCGCAAGACGGAGACACCUCUGGCUGCGAGCAAACAGUCCAGCCCACCCUCAAGGGAACGCGAGGUUCAGGUCCCAGUCCAAGCUGUUCAGGCUCCCACGCAGGCUCAGACACCUCCCCAGACCUCUGGGAAGAAGAAGGAGAGGAAGAAACAAAAAGUGGAACAUGCCGCGGAUGACCAGCAGCCAGAGAUAAAAGCGGAGCAGGCCCCAGCACCAGUUAAGAAGGAAGCUCCCGUUGUGGCUGAAACCAAAGUUCUGGACGGUGCAACUCCAAGUGCCACUGGUGGCAAAAAGAAGAACUCUGCCAAGAGGCAGAAGACUGAGCCUGUUGAUGAAACACACAUUUUGGCAGAUUCAGCAGCUUCGGCCAACCACCAGGCAACCCACAACGACGAUGCGCCAUCCAAAGGGUCUGGCAAGAAACUGAAGAACGAGACCGAUAAAGAGAACACGGAGAUGAAGCUGAGGGAGCUGCUCUCUGGCCUGUCUAGCCUGGCUCUGACGGAGGCAGAGGCUGUCAGUGUGAUGACUCUCCUUCGAGAGAAGAGCCCGAAUGCCUUGGAUGCCUGGCACAAAUCUUCGGCCAGGCCCGACCCAGCCGCCCAGGAAAGAGAGAAACUGCUUACGACUCUGCAGGAGGAGGCGUCCAUUGCCAAAGACAAAGUCAAACAGCUCAGUCAGGAGCUACAGGUAGAGAAGCAAAAGACGGGUCGGGUGGAGGCUAUGAUGAGAGAGCAACGUGCAGCCAUGGAGAAAGAACUGGGGAGCAUGCAGUCCAAAGCUCAGGGCAGCUACCAGGAGCUCCAGACCAUACAGAUAAAGUUUCAGCAGGUGAGGGAGCAGCUGGAAAGCCAGAUCACUCGACUGCAGCAGGAGAACGGUAUCCUGAGGGACGCAGUCAGCUCUGCCACUAACCAGAUGGAGAACAAGAAUUCAGCAGAGCUGAACAAGCUGCGCUCUGAGUACGCUGGUCUGAUGAAAGAGCUAGCAGAUAACAACAGCAAGCUGCAGCAUGAGGAGCACCAGAGGAAGUCACUGGAGGUCAGCUACAAGCAGAACGUGUCCCAGCUGGAGGCCCAACUGCAGGACGCUAAGCGACGCUGGGAAGAGCUGCAGAACUACCUCCACAAUGUCAAUACCGAAAGAGAGAAACUCCAAGCCUCCAAACAAGAGCUCCACAGUCAGCUGCUGGCAGCGGAGACCGAGAUGAACAACAAGAACAAGGAGAUCCAGACCCUGCACGGCAGCCUGACUGACGCCAUGGUCUCCAAGGAGCGGCUGGAGCAGCGGGUCAUGGAGCUCAUGGAGAUGUCCCAGCACAGUAUUCCCGAUGACUCACUGCAGACCCGGGUUCAGGAACUUAUGAAUGAAAACAAAGGUCUUCAGGUCCAGAAUGAGAGCUUGCAGGCCCAGAUCUCUUCACAGGCCACCCAUGUCUCCCACAUGGAGGAACUCCAAAAACUACUGGCUGAAAAGGAGCUGCAGCGGAAGGGUCUGGAGGAUUCUCUGAACGCGGAGAGGAGCAGCGGGGCCACGAGAGAAACCAACAUGCAGGCCUUGCACAAUGAGAACAUGGCACUAAAGGCAGAGAUUCAGAAUCUGCAGGCACAGAUUUCUGAUCAGACUGCAUCCCAGCUGGCGUUGGACCAGUUCCAGAAGAGUGUCCAGGAGAAAGAUGAGAACAUGAAAACUGUGCAGGGUCUGUUGGAGGAGGGUCUGAUCCAGGUGGCCAACAAGGAGGAAGAACUCAAGGCUAUAAGAGAGGAGAACGCGGCAAUAAAACAAGAAAUCGAGGCCUUUAAGAGAAAGACGGCAGAGCAGGCAUCGUCAGAGUCGAGAGUGGAAGAACUCCAGAGCAAGAUUCAAGAGAAGGAGGAGAAGUUAAAGUCGGUGGAGGAGAGUCUACAAGCGGCGCUAGACAGCGGCUCUGCCAAAGACAAGACACUUGAGGCUCUAAAGCAGCAGUUGGCGGCCCUGCAGGCAGAGAUGGAACAGCUGAGACAGAAGGAGACACCAGAAGAGCUGCCCCAGCACCAAGAACUCCAGGCUCAGCUGGCGACAAAGGACCAGGAGAUCCAGAGGCUGCAGGCUGAGCUGGAGACGAGAACAAAGGAGCUGAGUGAGAAGAUGGAACAGGUACAACAACAGUCCCACACAGAAGUUCAAAGCCCAGAGCUUCUUAAAGCGUUGUCAGAGAAGGAGAGACUGGUCUCCAGUCUGCAGGCUGAACUGGCCGAGCUGAGGGACUCCCUGGAGCUUCACAGGAAGAAGAACAACGAGCUCCGGGAGAAAAACUGGAGUGCAAUGGAAGCUCUGUCAGCCACCGAGUCCAUGCUUCAAGGGAAACUCAGCAAAGCUGUCAAGGAGAACGCGACCACGCUGGCAGCGUCUCAGGCCGAGUGCCGAGACGUUCUGCACAGACUUCUGCCCCAUGUGCCUCUGCCGUCUGAACAGAACCAUCAGGAGUGGCUAUCCAGAUUUGAGAGGGCUGUAGCUGAGAGCUCAGCUGCACAGUCCAGCUCUGCAUCAGGAGACUCUGAGGCACUGGCUGAGAAACUGAAAGAAGCCGAGGAAACCCAGAAGAUUUUACAGAAAGACUGUGAGACGUACAAGAAGGUUUUGGCAGAGACGGAGGGCAUCCUGCAGCGACUCCAGAACAGCGUGGAGCAGGAGGAGUCUCGCUGGAGGGUGAAGUUGGAGCUGACGCAGGGUGAGCUCAGAGAGAUGAGUCAGAAAGUCGCAGCUCUGGAGCAAGAGGUCGAGAGACUAUCUGAUGGAGCAGAGUUGGAAAAUUUGAGAAGAGAAAAGCAGCACUUGGAGUCGGAGUUGGAGAGGGCGGAGCGUGAGAGCGCCACCUAUGUGACAGAAGUCAGAGAGCUCAAAGAUCUGUUGACUGAAUUGCAGACCAGGCUUGAUGGCUCAUAUACAGAGGCUAUCAGACAGAAUGAGGAGCUGACUGUGCUGAAAAAACAACUCACUCAGACCCUUUCCAAGCUGGAGGCAGAGGAGAAUGAGAGGCAAAAGGUGGCCGGUGACUUGUACAAGGCGCAGCAGUCUCUUGAUCUGAUCCAGGGGGAGCUCUCGAAAGUGGCGGACAACGCUGAUGACCUCAUAGAGAAUAGCAGUCUGUCAUCACAGAGAGAGGAGAUCGACAGAAAGGAGAAGAUGACUGCAGGGCUGAAUCAAACAGUCAGUGAGCUGCAGCAGCUGCUACAAGCCGUCAGCCGGCAACUUUCUAAGGGACAGGAGGGGGAGGCUGACAAAGAUCUGCCCAAGGUAUAGUGAGAGGAGGACACGCCCCCACGCAGCCACCCCAACUGCACUACAGACACCAUCUUUGACCUUUGGUCUCAUCACUACCACAUCACACCAUAUUGUCACACCCAACCACCUCCUCCCUCUCAGCCUCUGUACUCUGUACACCUGUACUCUAGACAGCCUCCAGCUGACUCUGGCCAAGACUAACUGUAAGCCACAAGGGAGCAAGCAGAGGUUACUGUUAAAUCCUGACACUCCAGGCACCGUACCAAAACCCGCACUACUCCACUCCCGCCACAUUCCUCUUCUUUAGCAGCAUCGCCAGUAAAUUUUUAUUCUAUACACUUAAAAAUGACAUCCGACAUAAUUUAAACUGUGUGGCAACCAUUCCUCUGUUUUAAAACACCUGUAUUUUUCAAUGAAAUCCUUUUGAAUACUGCCGUAGUUUUUGUUAUUUGUCUCAAGGGAGCAGUGAUAUAAAUUUCCAGCUUGACUUAACAAACUUUGGGUUUUCAGUCCUUUUCUUCUUAACUUAAAAAUAUGUAUUGUUUAAAUGUACCAGUUAGGACCUGCUGAAAUACACUAUGUUGUUUUGUUUGCCUCCUGACCAGAAAUCUAUCACAAAUUGUGCAGCAUUGUGCGUUCAUAGCUCCAUGCAUACCUUGACUCAGUACUGGGUGGGAGAAGGGAGAUCGGAAGAGGUCUCAGCAUAUCAGAAGGGUCACUGCGUGACUGUAACUAUGGAGAUGCAUGAACAAAUUGUAGGCAAGUCUGUACUGCAGCUCCAAAGAGAAGGGAGUCUGUGAGCCUGGCUGUGCAGGAAGGCCAGGUCAACAGUGUAGAGGUUUUUAAUCCUACUGCAACUACUCUAGGAAUAAGAGUCCCAUAUCAUCUGUAAUCAGCACUCGCUAUAUUGUUGCAAAGUUCAUUAACACUGAAGAUUUUGUUCUUUUUGUAACGGGUGAUGUUAAUAAAAGGGAUGCUUGAUAAAUCUGA